AUGUCGUUUGGCUCUCAGUCUACCACUGCAGCCGAUAAUUACAUAAAAGAGAGAUAUCUUAGGAAGGAACGUUUUAUUUCGUCCCACACUAUCGGGGGCUCAUACCACACUGUCGCCACACCACCUCAAUGGGAAACAGCGUCCAGCGCACAGCGACACCAAUUCAACACUGAGGUAUUACGAUAUUCAAGAAAAAUUCAAAUAAAAUAUCCAGACAGUCAACAUUAUUUAUGGUUUUUUAAUGAUGGAAGGGAGUGA
Messenger RNA from Trypanosoma brucei brucei TREU927, 258 nucleotides. RefSeq lists its product as hypothetical. NCBI's taxonomy places the organism in Eukaryota, Euglenozoa, Kinetoplastea, Trypanosomatida, Trypanosomatidae. Bases 1 to 258 code for a protein of 85 amino acids. The record is from RefSeq and is a predicted model, not a curated record. The transcript has a single exon.